Pichia membranifaciens NRRL Y-2026 is the source of this 3558-nucleotide messenger RNA. RefSeq lists its product as hypothetical. The record is from RefSeq and is a predicted model, not a curated record. NCBI's taxonomy places the organism in Eukaryota, Fungi, Ascomycota, Pichiomycetes, Pichiales, Pichiaceae. Gene Ontology annotation, biological process: regulation of transcription by RNA polymerase II. Gene Ontology annotation, cellular component: chromatin. The transcript is spliced from 6 exons. The annotation marks the transcript as partial. Gene Ontology annotation, molecular function: RNA polymerase II cis-regulatory region sequence-specific DNA binding; DNA-binding transcription factor activity, RNA polymerase II-specific.
GUGAGCCAGGAGUUCACGCUGAAGGGCUCAACUCCGUCCGGAAAGCCCAGGCUGUUUGUCUGCGCUACCUGCACCCGUGCCUUUGCCCGCCAGGAGCACUUGAAAAGACACGAACGCUCCCACACAAAGGAAAAGCCUUUCACCUGCAACAUCUGCUCUCGGAAGUUCAGCAGGAGGGACCUCCUACUGAGGCACUCGACGAAAUUGCACGCCGGAGCCGCCGAUGUCAUUCCAAGACUGAGAAAGCGCUCCAUGAAACACAUGAAAAAGGAGGAGUUGGAACAGCUGCAGCGAGAGCAAGACGCCGACAUCGACAACCACCACGACCCAAACAACAAAAGAACAAAGGCAAACUCCUUGUCCACUGCAACCGCCUCCACCCUAAUAUCCGCAGCCUCUGUACUAACGGGCAUCACCUCCAACGCUUCCAACGCUUCUUCAAACGCCGUCAACAAUAACCCAAUUCAUCUGAAUGAUAGUGAUAGCAAUUUUGAUCGCUUCAACGAGCUGCAAUCAAAUGCCUACAACUAUUACCGUCGUGCCUCUUUUUCUGCCAUGAGCGGUGUAAACUACGCUUUAACAAACCCUGAACCGUACGCAAGUGAGACUGUGGAAUUUUCCACUCCUCAAUUCAACAGUUUGGAAGAUGAACAAGAAAAAUGGCUUAAUUCCUUCUCUGACAAUAAUGAUAUAAAUGGAAUUGAAAAAGACCAGUCUAUUCCAAGCUCUUUGACCGAAAUCGAGCAAUUGAAUAAUUUCAUCAACAGUAGAAUUCAAAAACGAGAACAGCAACAAAAUGAUAGACUGGUGAAAUUUUCUGAUCAACCACAACAGCCAAUUCAAAGUGGUACUCAUCAUCAGCAAUUGAAGCAAACAUCUGCCAUUCGGCAUAGCAUAUUGAACGCUACUGAUGGGAAUUACCCAAAAAAUGCAAAUGAUACUGAGAAACUGAACCUGAAUUCCGAUUUUUUCGACAAUUUUUUGGAUGAUAAUGAUAGUGGUGUUCUGGAAGGUGUUACUAAAAAGGUACUUUCAUGGCAAGAGACCUUGUUCAACCAACCAAUCACGGAUUUAGAAAAGCUGAACGAAAUGCACAUUGGAAAAGCUUAUGGAGUUCCUCAAGGAUACUCAUUCUAUGGUGGCGAUGAAGCUGGUCCAAUGAAUAGAUCAAAUAGUAACGGCUUAUUAGGCACAUACAAUGACGGAAGUUUGAGCAGUGAUGCUACAAUAUCACCUGUCUUACUGGAACCAUCCUGCUCUGUUGGUCAUAUAGAAGGAGAUGACGAAGUCAAUAAACAUAACAAAAUUCCCCGUACCCACCAUUCUCAUCAUCGCCAUUUGACUUUCGAAGAGGAAUUUAGUGAAGCUACCUUAUCUUCAUGUUCUCAAGCGUUCUUAUUCACAAACAAUAUUGCAAGAUUGGUCAACAAAGGUUUAUCCGACUACCCAUUUUUUGGAACUCCAACUCCGGAGUUAUUACAAAAUGAUGUAUUAAACUUAUAUGUCGAUCAAUUCAUUGGGAAAUUUCUCACACAUCAUCCAUUCAUCCACAGAGGUGUUCUGAAUGAAUACUGGCUAAUGAAGGAAGCCAUUGAUGCUGCCCAAGAGAACAGUAUCAGUGUCACGGAAUCUGAAUCUUACCAGGGAACGAGUCUGAAACUUGUUCGUGACGAGAAUUUUGUUGAGAAUUUCAAAGUGUCGAUUAUUUGUUUGCCCUUGUUGAUAACGACCAUUGGUGCUGUUGUUUCAAACAAGAGAGAAGAUGCUGCAAUCUUGUAUGAAAUAUCAAGAAGAUGCAUCCACGUCUAUUUGGAGAGUCGGAAAAAGCUGAGAACUUGUGGCGGCGUUGGUGGUAUUGGUUUGUCCGCAUCUGUGACUGAAUCAUCACCUCUUUGGCUGAUCCAAAGUCUUACACUAAGUGUUAUUUAUGGUCUCUUUGCUGAUGAGGAAAUUUCGUUGUCUGUUAUCAUCAGACAGGUCCAUGCAUUAAAUGCCUUGAUCAAAUCAUCGGGAAUAAACCAAUUGCGAGUUCCGGACAAGAUCAACAGUGAUUAUAAAUCAUUUAUUAACCAUGAGUCGACUAUCCGCACUAUUCACAUGAUUUUCCAUGUAUCUACGUUGCUUUCGACAUUGUACAAUAUUGUUCCUUCGUUGAACAUAUCUGAUUUGAACACGGAUUUACCAAGUGCCAGUUUAUUAUGGGAAUGUUCAAGUGCAGAAGAAUAUUCCAAGUUAAUUGAGAAUUUUGAUUUCCAUGCUAAAAAUUUUAAAGAGGUUAUAAGAGAACUUGUUAAACUUGACUUAGACCAGGUAGACCCCAACACUGGGUUGGUUGACAACCGGAAUUUUUUACUUGACUACCAUGUGAGUGAGUUUGGGUUGAUAUGUCUACAAAAUGGGCUGCACCAAUUGGUAUACUUCAAGCAGCUGAGCAACGAGGAUGAUCCAAAUGAUAAACAAGUGAAUGAUAAUGUUGCCAAUCUUGGAAAAUGUAUUUUGGCGGAUGUCGGUGAAGGUGCUGAUAUUACCAUUGAGAAGAUACGUAAGAUUGGAGAAGUUUGGAAUCUAUUAGUGAAGGCGUGCGUUCUUUACAACAAAUCGAGUGAGGUGUACAAUGAUUGCAAGAUAUUGAACCAUUACUUGAAUCUUAAGCUGAGUUCAAUAGUUAGUUUGAACAAGAUCAAGGAGAGCGUUUGGCUAAAGUCAUUCUCGGAUAUAAACGAGCAGUACAUUGCGUGUUUCAAUUACGGCGAUGACGAGUUGAAAGAUCAGCAUUUCCAGACCGAGUUGAUACACUUGAUUGAAAACUCGAUCAACAUUUUGAAGUUGCUCGCCUCUUCUUCUUCGAGCGACAUAUCGCCGGAGGACAAAGAGGAGUUGGCGAACAGCUACAACUACAACAGCUUGAACAAGAUCAACUUGAAUGUGUUGCACAAGUUGAGCAUCGACUCGCAGAUUCUCUUCGACGUGAUAUUGAUCAUCGUCAAGUUCUUGACAAACUACGAGAACUUCUUCAAGAUCCGCAUGAAGUUCAACAACCUCACGAACUACACCUUCCUACAACAUUUCGAGAUGAGCUCGGCGAUUUUCCUGAGCGAGCGAGGCGAAGGCGCCGGAGACGACAACGACGGUGUUGAGGAGGCGUUGCAGAGGUUCGACAAGGUGUUGUUCAAAUACUACCUCAAGUUCUUCAAGAUAUUUUUGAACUUGGAGCAGUUUUUGAAGCACAACUACAACUACGAGGACUUUGAGACCGGCCAGGCCGGCGACUUUGCCGGCGUGGAGAUUGACCGCGUGCUGCGGGAGAGCCACAACAAGUUCCGGGAGGAGGAGCGCACGUUGAACGACAUUGUUUCCGACGAGUUGGUUGUGUUCCACGACCGCGACUUGAUCAUGAGCGAGCUGGUGAACUUCAAGUUGCCGUUCAAGUUCUUGAAGAUGGGCGGCUUUUUGUUUGGCUUCAUCUACGACAAGAACUUCAAGUUUGUCAACUUCAAGCACUUGAGCGACGUCUUGUUCCACUUGCGGAUCUUCCUCGAGAGCAAGGACGAGUACGUG